AUGGCCGGCACCGUCGCGGCAUCUGUGCAAAAUCUCGAAGAAGCAGCAAACCUUGCAUCCGACUUGAUCACCAGUCUGGAUAACUUGCCCAGCGAAGUCCAACACCUACUCAACGAGAUACGACUCAAAGAUCGACGAUGUCAAGAACUUCAGCAAGAUAUCGCAAAAGAUCAAGCGAAAUACAUUAAAUAUUCUCUUCGUCAAGAUCCAGCCGUCCCAUCACCUGCGCAAAUCGGCAGUAAAUUAAAUAGCGCUGGUGGAGACGCCCCUGGAGAAGCGCCUCAAGUUUCAACCCAAAAUAAACUGGUUCCGAAGGCGCACCUCCCCGCUCGCAUUGCAGCUUCCUAUGUGGAGAUCGACGCUCUUUCAAAUGAAAAGGUUGUUUUAGCGCAGAGGUUGAUUGACUUGAUAACACGCACGCGGGCUAGAGUCGAUGCGAAUCUGGUAAACGUGCAGGUUUUACAAGGCGAAUCUGUGUCAACGCCGUACAGCGCUAGGCGGCCCGAAGGAAUGUCGGGAGGUUUGAAUCUAGUGGCACAGUCCGGGGAGGGCGUACGGGCUCUUACGGCAAGGACUGGACUCGGAUCUGCGGACUCCAGUGUCCCUUCGACUCCUCCAGCUAUGGUGUCUGGGCCUUCAUAUAACAAAAAACGCCGCAUAACAACAACUACGUCCAUUAAGCUGCAGAGCCCUACACCUUCGACACCCCAAGCUGCUCCAGUUGUUUCGUACCCGAAAUCCCGCCUUUCACGGCAGGUACAGCUCACGCGAUCACAGCAACAGCAAGAAGAAGACUUGGAUGCAGAUGCAGAAGGAGAGGAAGAUUUGGAAGGAGAAGACGCCGAAGAUGAUUUGACGCCCUAUUGUUUUUGCCACAAGCCGAGUUUCGGAGAUAUGAUAGGCUGCGACAAUCUCGAGUGCCCUUAUCAGUGGCUGUUCGUCGGAUACGAUCCCCAUAUCUGCCUUUUUUUUCCCCCCGUCAGUAUCGACAAGUGGUACUGUCCUGAAUGCGUCAGGAAUAGGAGCGCUGUCCCCGAGCGCCGGAAAGGCCGCAAGAAGUAG
Messenger RNA from Laccaria bicolor S238N-H82, 1062 nucleotides. RefSeq lists its product as uncharacterized. The coding region runs from base 1 to 1062 and encodes 353 amino acids. The transcript has 7 exons. The record is from RefSeq and is a predicted model, not a curated record. Gene Ontology annotation, biological process: regulation of DNA-templated transcription. Lineage: Eukaryota; Fungi; Basidiomycota; Agaricomycetes; Agaricales; Hydnangiaceae. Gene Ontology annotation, cellular component: nucleus.